Messenger RNA from Bufo gargarizans (Asiatic toad), 1632 nucleotides. RefSeq names its product cytochrome P450 2K1-like. The coding region runs from base 48 to 1514 and encodes 488 amino acids. Lineage: Eukaryota; Metazoa; Chordata; Amphibia; Anura; Bufonidae. Gene Ontology annotation, cellular component: cytoplasm; intracellular membrane-bounded organelle. The transcript has 10 exons. Gene Ontology annotation, molecular function: oxidoreductase activity, acting on paired donors, with incorporation or reduction of molecular oxygen, reduced flavin or flavoprotein as one donor, and incorporation of one atom of oxygen; heme binding; iron ion binding. Gene Ontology annotation, biological process: xenobiotic metabolic process. The record is from RefSeq and is a predicted model, not a curated record.
CGGCUGUGUCCUCUACACUGCACGGUUCUUGCUGACUCAUCUUCACCAUGGACUUGGUCUCAAUUCUUCUGGCAGUCACUGUCUUCUUAAUUUUGUACAGUGUUUUCAACAAGGAAAACAAGAAGUACCAGAACUUUCCUCCAGGACCUAAACCCUUACCGAUCAUUGGGAACAUGCACAUGAUUAACACGGUGAAACCCCAGAAAUCUUUAUUAGAGAUAUCCCAAAAAUAUGGCACAGUAUUCAGCGUCCAGAUUGGAAUGGAGAAGAUUGUUAUCCUCUGCGGUUACAAGACGGUGAAAGAUGCUCUUAUAAACUAUGCCGAAGAAUUUUCAGGAAGGCCCAAUUCACCGAUAACCUCAGCAACAUCAAAUGGAUAUGGUGUUCUCUUUUCUCAUGGAGACAACUGGAAAAUGAUGAGAAAGUUCACUCUGUCAACAUUAAGAGAUUUUGGUAUGGGAAAGAAGACCAUAGAGGAUAAGAUCAGUGAAGAAUGCGAAAAUUUGAUGCAGACUUUUAGAUCUUAUGACGGAAAACCUUUUGAUAACCAGUCCAUCGUGAAUGCUGCUGUAGCCAACAUAAUUGUAUCUAUACUGUUGGACUGUAGAUUUGAAUAUGAUGACCCUACAAUACUGAAGCUUAUGAACUUAGUUAAUGAAAAUAUCAGUAUCCUGGAAAAUCUUAUGGUUAAGCUGUACAACAGUUAUCCCACUCUGAUCGGCUGGCUACCUGGGAGCCAUAGAAGAGUGGCUGAAAAUUACAGAGAAAUGGAGGACUUUGUCGUUGCCACAUUUACCAAACAGAAAAAAGAUUUUGAUGUGAACAAUCAGAGAAACCUCAUCGAGGCUUUCCAAGCUAAGCAACAGGAGGGAAAACCAGAAUCUACAUUAUAUUAUCAUAAUAAAAAUCUGAGCACACUGGUGAUGGACCUGUUUGCUGCUGGAAUGGAGACGACUUCAACCACUCUGCGAUGGGGAUUACUAUUAAUGAUGAAAUAUCCUGAAAUACAAAAGAAAGUGCAAAAUGAGAUUCAAAGUGUUAUUGGAUCGGCUAAACCCCAAACAGAACAUAGGAAACAAAUGCCAUAUACCGAUGCUGUCAUUCAUGAAAUUCAAAGAUUUGGUGAUAUAGUACCUGGAAGCCUCCCGCAUGCACCAACUAGAGAUGUGACCUUCAGGGGUUAUUUUAUUCCAAAGGGCACAAUUGUUAUCCCAUUGCUGCACUCUGUGCUUAGAGAUGAAACUUGCUUUGAGAAGCCAGAAGAAUUUUAUCCUGAACACUUUCUUGAUUCAGAGGGAAAUUUCAAAAAGAAUGAAGCCUUUAUACCAUUCUCACUAGGUAAAAGAAGUUGUGCUGGAGAAAACUUAGCAAAAAUGGAGCUCUUCCUGUUCUUCACAACCCUACUACAGAACUUCACUUUCCAGGCCCCAUCUGGUGCGGUGCUGGACUUAAGUCCUGCUCCGGGGUUCAUUAAUGCCCCAUUACCACAUGAAAUAUGUGCAAUUCCUUGCUGAUUACAAAUAUCUAAUGCUAUAACAAAGAUGGGACCUUGUUUUCUGUAAAGCUUAUUAUUUUUAAAUUAUUUUACUACUCACACAGUAAAGUUUUGGGCAAGUGUAGAAAACAUGCUGC